Schistosoma turkestanicum is the source of this 1317-nucleotide messenger RNA. The record is from the annotation of a GenBank genome assembly. Lineage: Eukaryota; Metazoa; Platyhelminthes; Trematoda; Strigeidida; Schistosomatidae.
AUGCGUGUAAGGUUCGAAUAUUUUGUUCGUUUCUUUGGCUUUUUGUCGGUGAUAACGGCUUUUACCAUGCUAUGGAAACUGAAGGAUGUCUCAUAUUUUUCGGAAUCUAACAAGAGUUUUGACCACAGCCAUGGUUCCGAUUUCAACGAAAAGCGCUUCAAAAAUACAAAUAACAGUCAUGAUUUUGACCUUUUCGGUUCAAAGUCUCUUCAUUCUAUUCAAUGUAUCGUAAAUGGAAGAUUAACACAUGGAUGCUAUUUGCUGAAACCGCAAGAAAUACUCAUCCCAUUUGAAUUGGUUCGUACUUAUUUUAAGGUUUAUGGUACCCUUGAUUUGUCGUCUAGCACAUUUUAUUUGGAUCAUGCCAAUGUUGACGUCCCGAAACCAUAUUUGCAUAGACAUAAUCCUGUUGGUGUAUAUAUGCAGUUUCAUAAAUCCAAUGUAGAAAAAAGAGAUAAUGUGAAACUAAUCGUUGCAGAUGAAGGAGUUCCUAUAAGCCAACAAUGGGAUCCUCGCGGUUAUCCGUAUCCAAUUCAAAUAGCACAGUUUGGCCUAAGUCAUUUCAGUCAAUUAGUGCUAUUAGCUGAUCAAGCUAAAUUUGAAAAUGUACAAAAUGUUUUAUCGUUGGACGAUACAACUAUGGAGUUAGAUCUUAUUGUUCCCAGUAAUAAUGUUAUUCAUAAUUGGACUGAUAGCAAGCAUAUAUAUGAAUGGAAUAAUAAACUUACAUUAUCAGCUAAUAAACUAAACUCCAAUGGUCAAGCAUUGUCAAUAACACCAAAACUUCAGCAGUGGGAUUAUCUCAUCAUGAUUGGUCGUCAAUGGACAUAUGGAAGCUCUGUUGAAUUAUCAGUUUUAUGGUAUCCUCCAGUAACAGUUGGAAGUUAUAACAAUUAUCCUGCAAAAAGUCUAAUUGUAUACAAUUGUUCAAAGUCUCCCAGUGCAUAUCAAACCUAUUCUACUAUUCAUAAAAACAGAGUCACAUAUUGGAUGCCCAAAUGUGAAAAACAAGCCAAGACAUAUGGUUUUGCUGAUAGUAUUAUGUUAGCACGUGAUAUUCACAGUGAUUUAGUGAAAGCAUUCCAUCCACAUCGAAGGUUAUCGGAAUAUGCUGGUUGGACUGGUAUGAAACUAAUGAAUACUGUCAAUGAUACUCAAAAUUCGUCUAUCAAGCAUCAGUCAGAUAGGCAUUCCUCAGUCAUGACAGCUCAAACAGAACAAUCCGAAUUCGAUUUCCAAUCUUCGGAACACAAGUCUCAAUCGUAUCCCAUCGACAACGGUGUAAGCAGUCGAGUAUUAUCAUUGGUUCCUACAUAG